Closterium sp. NIES-67 is the source of this 1915-nucleotide messenger RNA. The record is from the annotation of a GenBank genome assembly. NCBI's taxonomy places the organism in Eukaryota, Viridiplantae, Streptophyta, Zygnematophyceae, Desmidiales, Closteriaceae.
ACAAGAAACUAUGUUGUGCUUGUUCGGAUUCUGCCAAUUCACUUGAAGCUCGCUAGCUUUCUGCUAUCUAUGAGCUACUCUGGAACCUGUGUUAUAUUCUUAGCCUUCUCGAGCUUUCCGUGGACACUCAUUGAUUCCAAACCGGUGUUGACAUUGACGAGCGACGUAUAUCUGUCUGAAAGAUUCGAAUGCGCGGUGGGCUCCUCUAAAGUAUCUUGUCUUUUGAACGGGUAGAGGACCUUGUUCUUAGACUUGGUAUACGUAGUUUUACAGAGUGUGUUUUCGUCAGGAUGGCCGAGCCAACGUCGUCAGAACCUAAGCGAGAUGAGUCGGAACAGACUAGCAAAGCAGAUACCCCGGGUCUGACUGACAAACCAGUAGAAUCAGAAACGCAUGCUGGUUUCGAGAAACCCGAAUCAUCCGAGGACGUUAAUAAGGAGAGUGCGAAGAAGAAGCCAGCGUCGGAUCCCUUGUCAGCGGGUCCGCUGAUGGUCAUCGCGGUGCUUCUGCCGGUGGUGCUGGUGGCGGGCGUGUUCAUCCAACGGCCGUCAACCGCAGCCGACCUUGCCCAGAUGCACACAACCGCUCUCAGCUGGCUCGACUUCGGCGCGUUCACUGCGGAAAAGCCCGCAGAAGGUCCUCGGGGCGAGCGGCGCAUCAUUCAGCUGUCGGCGUGGAAGCCGCGCGCGUACCUGUACAAGGGCUUCCUCUCGGACGCCGAGUGCGACCACCUCGUCAGCCUCGCCAAGCCGCGCCUUGAGAGGUCGGAGGUGACGGACAGCGAGGACGGGCACAGCGAGGUGAGCGCGGUGCGCACGAGCAGCGGCAUGUUCCUCGACAAGGCGGAGGACGCCGUCGUGCGCGCCAUCGAGGACCGCAUCAGCCUCUGGACCUUCCUGCCCGUUGAGAACCAGGAGUCGCUGCAGAUCCUGCGGUACGGCGUGGGGCAGCAGUACGAGGCGCACCACGACUACUUUGACGACCCUGUGAACACGCAGCAGGGCGGGCACCGCUUCGUCACCGUGCUCAUGUACCUCAACAACGUCACCCGGGGCGGGGAGACCACCUUUCCCGAGCACAAGGACCCCACGCCCAAGGACGACUCCUGGACCGACUGCGCCAAGGGCGUCCUGGCAGUGAAGCCGGUGCGUGGCGACGCACUGCUAUUCUACAACCUGCACCCUGACGGGUCGGUGGAUCCCAGCAGCCUGCACCACGCGUGCCCCGUGGAGGCGGGUGAGAAGUGGUCGGCACCCAAGUGGAUCCACGUGCACAACUACGACUCACCUGCUGCCGGCACUCGGGGAGGGCUCUGCGUGGACUCCAACGGACUGUGUGAGGCGUGGGCGUCCAUGGGUGAGUGUGAGACGAACCGGCCAUACAUGAUUGGCACAGCAGGCAACCCCGGUGCCUGUCGCAAGGCGUGCAAUGCAUGUGGGGACGCCACUGCGGAGUAUAGUGAGGACGAUUACAGCGAGAAUGCGGAGGGGGGCGACAGUCAUGGGGAUGAAGCUGGAGAUGAACAGGAAGAGGGUGCAGAAGGGACGGUAUAUGGGCCUAGUGAGGUGGAGGGUGCUGGUGCGAGUGAGGGUGAUGCGGUGCAGUCAUCACGAUGAGAUCUCAGAGGAUGCAGUCAUCAUGUGGCCGAGUGCGCACCUCCCUAGUGCCGAGUGGCCACCCAUGUCAAUGCCCCGCAAGAGCGUAGGAGGUUGUGAUUGUGCUGAGGUGCAUUUGUGUAUGGUACUGUGUGUCCUGAGGUCCGUUCCAUGGCAUAUGGUAUGAUAUGAGCCGUUUCGUGUCGUAUGUGUGAAUGAAGAUCUGAUAGUUGUCUAUAGACCAUUGUAUAAUCUCUGAUUCCACAAACCUAAUUCCACUUCUCAGAGUACAACAUCACUUGGAGAGCUUGCUUAGUCAC